Messenger RNA from Coprinopsis cinerea okayama7#130, 3984 nucleotides. RefSeq lists its product as hypothetical. The coding region runs from base 1 to 3984 and encodes 1327 amino acids. The transcript has 7 exons. NCBI's taxonomy places the organism in Eukaryota, Fungi, Basidiomycota, Agaricomycetes, Agaricales, Psathyrellaceae. The record is from RefSeq and is a predicted model, not a curated record.
AUGACGCUGGCGAACGCCUUCUCUAUGAUGGCGUUCCCCACGUCGGUCUUGCUCAUGGCUCACAUGUUGCAGCCUGCAGUCCCCAGUUCCGUCUAUUACGCCUUCGACGAGCUCCGCGAAGCUCCUCGGCAAAUCUUCAAUGGUCUACCCACAGCAAACCGCAUCCUCUCCCGAGUUGAACGCAUUAUGGAUGGGGUUGACGCCCUUGCCAAUGAAUUCUCCAGCGGUACUCUCUUCUGGACUUUUCCCAUCCUUGAGAGGGAGAUUCGACGACGCGAGGGCUACAGGGGACCCGAAACUUGCACCCCCAUCUGGAACGCUUCCAACUAUUUCGUCCUGUACCAAUGCCCGCUCCCUGGACAGACCAAGGUCCGCAAACCUAAACUCGAAUUUCCACCGCUUCCGUUGGGUCUUCCGCCCGCCCCUCCCCGGCUGACUGAUCCCCAUCCCCUCUCAUACGUUGUGCCUUACUGGGAGUGCCCUGACGAAUUGGUCGGUUCUCCCGUCCGUCCUUGGUUGCCUCAGCCCAAGAAGACGUGCGAGUACCCUCGUCCUCCUCCGAAACCCAAGGCGCAGCCUGUCCUGGAGCCCAAGAGGGAAUGCCAACUCUUCUCUCGGACCUGCUGUUCGGGGAAUGGAGCGCCAUAUCCUAGCUGGCAUAUCGCCCUGGACUUCCUUCUCAUGUUUAUGGCCGUGUACUUGUUCUGUCCCGAGGUGGUCUGCGAGACCAUAAAGGAGACGCUUCACAAGCAUUGCCCUCGAUCUGCCGAGCGGUGGUUCUACUACCUCUUCCCUUCGGAGAGGAAGAAAAGGAAGAGAUGGCCCUUGUCCUACUUGAGACCCGGAGCCCCUCGCAUCCCGCCUGCCCAACCUGUACCGCGUUAUACCCGUCCACCUUCCCUCUAUAAACCAAUGCCAGUACCCAUGAUGACCGAACCCGAGAAGGACCCUCUGUGUGUCAUUCGGGAUGCGCAGCUUGUUGCAGUCCCCUGGAUCGUGCACGUUUCGCUCGUGGUUGGCGUUCCGUGUUUUAAUCCGGAGGGUAUGGUCUUUGACCUUCUCUGUCGACUCGCUUGUUGGAUGGUUGGUGAGGUGUAUACGAGGGUCUUCCCCGGACCUGAGCCGACCAUUGUCAUUCCCCCGGUCAAGCCUACCGUCGAAGCUCCUGUUACACCUCCAGGACCCAGUACCCGCUGUGUCCCCGCUUUGAUAUGCAUUCCUGGUACACCUUACGUUCGCAGGCCUAGGAAGACUGUUCGGGAUCGGUAUCGUGUGAAAUCGGAAUUGGAGGAGAAGGUUGAACGUAAUGACACUCCUCCGUCCAAGAACUUGAAGGAUACGACUGCUGUCAGUGACAGCCUGGUCGUUCCGGAAGCGGUGGACUUGAAAACCCCGGUGCAACUUCCUGCCAAACCGUCUAGUACUACCGAUAGUCAGCCCAAUGUUCUCGAGAAAUCUGGUUUUGUAGUUAACGACGAAGUGUCUGCUGUCAGUGACAGCCCCGUCGUCGACGAGGAAGCCAUCGAGAGAACAUUGGUACAACCUCUCACUAGCCAGCCCAACUCCGCGCCCGUUGUCAUUGUCGAGACUUCCGUCCAGUCUGUGGAACCGGCGGACUCGGACGCCGACAAGUACUCCAUCUCCGUCUUGCCUAUCCCUGCUGAACUCGCCGAAGACUGGGUGGACGUCGCCAACGAGUGUGUUUGCAUCGAUGCUCCGCCAGAUGCGACUGCUGAUACUGCCGAAGACCACGGUACGCGAGUCGACGUCGCGGAGGAGUCUCUCGAUGUCGGGACGGUCUGUGCCACUUUGCCUUCCUCUAUGCCUGGGUCCUUCCCCACCGGAGAUCUGGAGGCCACUCUCGAGCUCAGAACUGUUGCAGAGUCGGUCGUCGAGCUCGCUCCUGCUAAGAUUCAAGUUGACGUCGAGGAACAGAGGGUUACGGGCGAAGACUCGAUUGGUCCUAUGACUCCUGUCGUCGUGCUUUCUCCUCCCUUCACAGAUAGCCAUACCCCCUCUGGCUCGCCUCCAGACAUGUACCCCAUCGCCAUUGGAGGCCUCGCUUGGGGUGUCGGCCCGGGCUCGAGCUGCAGCACCUCAGGUACUACCGCGUUUGAGGACUCCAAUGUAACGACCGAAAACUCGAUUGGUCCUGUGACCCCUGCCGUAGUGUUUUCUCCUCCCUUCACAGAUAGCCAUACCCCCUCUGGCUCUCCUCCAGACACGGUCCCCAUCGCCAUCGGAGGCCACACUUGGGAUGUUAGCCCAGGCUCGAGCUGCAGUACCGGUACCUCAGGGAUGACCUCGUUUUCCGCCUCCAAUUUGAUGAUGGACCUAGCGGGCCUCGUCGAGGGCAUCGCUUCGAAGAUCGUCAACCUCGCGGACCUCGUCGAUGAACUCAAUGCUGAUGAUAGUGUGCUCGACGCUCCCGUGUUCUGUGAAGAGGAGGGGAUUGUGGUCAGUGUGCUCGACUCUUCUGCUCUUUGUGAAGAGGAGGGGAUUGUAGUCGGUGAUCUAGCACAGUGGCAGGAGGACAGCGUUGAAUCGGCGCCGGAGGACAGCGAUGAUUCACCACGGGAGGACAGCGAUGAGCCAAAAAAGGACUCGGAGGUGCUCAACGACUGCAACGCUCUCGACGAGGUGCAUCUCGCUGAUGCGGCGCGACUUGUUGCCUUUUUCAAUGCUGAACUUGAUGCGCACCGGUCGGCUCGUGCUGCUUCGACGAUUUUCUGGAAUUGUGAGAGGGCCCAGCUUUGUGAUUCGGUUGUCGAAUCGAAGUCAGAGCCCUCGCAGUCGGACUCGGAACCCCAGGAUCAGGAAGGCGAGGAAUGUGAACUUCACGACGAGCAGCAGUUCGAUCACGCAGCACCUCCUUCCCAACUCGUCCCCUUCACCCGCUCAACCUUCUUAAAGGCUUUCCUACGUGCCCGCAAACGCGCGCGAGACCGCGCCCGUCUCCGUUCGGAACUCGUCCUCCUCAUGGUCUACGGUGGAGGGUUCGAACCCGACCUCGUGAACCAUCCUCGGCCGACCGUUGACAAGGGACCGAUUGAGCUCCCGCAUCCGCAUGGGCUGUUCAAGCGGAGUCGGGGGUCGAAGCAGACGAGGAUUAGGAGGGCGAAGGAGAGGGAUGCUGCGAGGAGGUGGGUGAGUGGGAUGCGUGCGUGGGUUGAUGAGGUGGAGGAGGAGGAUUGGGAGGAGGAGGAUGAAGAAGACGAUGAAGAUGAUGAAGAGUACGAGGGGGGAGAUGAUGGAGAGUCCGGGGAGGAGGAAGGUGAUGAGGAAGAGCAGAAAGGGCUGGAUGAGAAGAGGGGUACAUUGGUUCAGCCGGAGGAGGAGGCUGGAGUCAAGGAAGAUGAUGUGGAAGCGGUCGAGGAGGCCCACCAAGAACAGUCUCCUGUGAUCGAUGAAAGAGUCGAGAGUGUUGAUGAGGCGGUUGUGGAUCAGGUUGAUGAACCGGGUUUUACCGUCGUGAUGUCCCGCACAGCUGCGGCGAACCAGCCACCGGUGGAAGCAACAUCUCCCAGUCCAGCACGGACCGAGGCGCCUCCAUCUAAUCAGCUACGAAUUGAAGAACCUGCACCACUGAACAGGGCACGGGUGGAGGGUGCGACACCAAACUGGGGACGGAUUGCGACGGCCGCAUUGGACCAGGUACGAGGGGACAGAGAUGCGCCAAGGCGGACGCGAGUUGAGGAGGCCACAUCACUGAACUGGGCACAAGCAGUCUCAGAAGAACCUGCACCAAGCGCCGCGCGAGUCGAACCACGCACACGAAAUCGGAAGAAGGGACGGGACGAACCCGCUCGACGAAACCAGGUGCGGCUCGACACGCUUCGAUCGAACCCAGCGUGGGUGGAUGCCAGCGCACCUGCGCCAAAUUGGUCGCAGGUCGAAGCGGAACCUGUUGGCGGUGCCAGGGGCACAGGCCGGCGAGGUGGACGCACUGGGCAGAGGCAGCGUAAAGGACCUGUUCGUCCUUGA